AUGUGGGGGCGGCACUACUGGGGCGCCCGGCGGCCGAGCGACGGCGCCGCGGGUGCGGAGGCCGGCGGCGGCGUGGUGGUGAUGUUCGCGUGGCUGUCGAGUCAGGAGCGGCACGUGCGCGCGUACGUGGACCUGUACGCGGCCCUUGGGUGGGCGUGCCUCGUCUGCCACUCCGACUUCAUCACCCUGUUUAUGCCGGAGAAGGCUGCUGUGCUUGCUGACCGGGUGCUCACGGAGCUCGUUAAGGUCUGCGAACUGAAUAUUAGACCAGUACCUGUUGUGUUUGCAUCCUUUUCGGGAGGACCAAAAGGUUGCACAUACAAGGUUCUUCAGCUGAUCCAGAGAAGGUGCAAAGGGCAGCUGAGUUUGGAUGACUAUCAACUUGUACGGGACUGCGUAUGUGGACAAAUAUAUGACUCGAGUCCUGUAGAUUUUGUGAGUGAUUUAGGCACCCGCUUUCUUCUUCACCCAAGUGUCCUGAAGAUGCCUGAACCUCCACGUGUCUUAUCAUGGAUGACUAGAGGCAUUGCCUCGGGUCUAGACACUCUUUUCAUUGGCAAGUUUGAAGCACAGCGCAAAGAAUAUUGGGAGACACUAUACUCAUCAGUGCAUGUUGGCCCAAUACUCAUAUUCUGUUCAGAGGAUGAUGAACUUGCUCCAUGUUCGGCCGUUCAAAAUUUUGGACGGCGUCUGCUGGAGCUGGGUGGUGAUGUGAAUUUAGUUAAAUGGCACAGUUCUCCACAUGUAGGACAUUACAAGCAUCACACUGAGGAAUACCGAGCUGCAGUGACUGAGCUGCUCAUGAAGGCUUCAGCGCUUUACACAAGCAGAAAACGACUCAAUGACUACAGUGUCGGCACGAGUGAGGACAGUGACACACCUUAUUCGUCUCGCAAUCUACAUAAGACUGCUGUAAGCUCCAGUGAUAGGCUAGGGAGGGUUUCAGUUGAUCCAGCCAAUCAUUUCUUCUUACCGAGUUCCAUGGAGUACCAUGAAAGCAGGAGUGAAGUGCUAAAACCCGAGUUGUUCAACAUGCCGAGUGUUGAAAGCGCGAAGAACCCUGAUGGCGUGUUGGGGACGAUGCUCUAUGAUGCAUGUGUCCCAAAGAACGUGGAAGGCUGGGACUUCAAGCUUGCAUCAAUAGAUGGACAGCGUAUGCAUUUUACUGCCCGUCAGCAUGGUACUUCCAAUCCAACAAAAUGUAUACGCCGCUCAAGAUUGUAA
Triticum turgidum subsp. durum (durum wheat) is the source of this 1224-nucleotide messenger RNA. NCBI's taxonomy places the organism in Eukaryota, Viridiplantae, Streptophyta, Magnoliopsida, Poales, Poaceae. The record is from the annotation of a GenBank genome assembly.